Molecule: messenger RNA, 7377 nt
Organism: Conger conger (European conger)
Lineage: Eukaryota; Metazoa; Chordata; Actinopteri; Anguilliformes; Congridae
Product: cadherin-like protein 26
Exons: 17
Coding region: 3316-5913 (865 amino acids)
Biological process (GO): adherens junction organization; homophilic cell-cell adhesion; calcium-dependent cell-cell adhesion
Cellular component (GO): plasma membrane; adherens junction; catenin complex
Molecular function (GO): cadherin binding; calcium ion binding
Source: RefSeq, a predicted model, not a curated record
UCCAUGAGGGCCUUCUUCAGCGAGGUGAAUGCUCUCUGGCACUCGUCUGUCCAGAUGAACUUCUCCCUGGGCCGUUGCAGCCGGAACAGGGGUGCGGCUAUUGUGAAGAAGUCCCUCACAAAUCUCCUGUAGUAGGAGGCUAGUCCUGUGAAACUUUUCACUUCGGAACCGGAGCUGGGGGUGGGCCAGUCUUCCACCGCCUGCACCUUUUCAUGCGUGGUGCCGAUGCCGCCAGAACCCAGCUUGUGCCCCAGAAAUCUGACCUCCCGUCUCAUGAAGCGGCAUUUCUGGGGGUUUAACUUCAGACCCGCUGCAGUUACCCUCUCCAGUACGCGUCUAAGCGCCCUGAGGGCCGUCUCAAAUGAGUCUCCAUGGGCCAGGAUGUCGUCUAGAUAUACGACACACUCCUGACGGGGGAUCCCAGCGAGCACGUUGUCCAUCAGCCUCUCGAACGUGGCGGGUGCAUUGCAGAGGCCGAAGGGAAGAACUUUGAACUGCCACAGGCCCCCGUGUGUGACGAAGGCGGUUUUGGGUCUGGCAUCGGGGGUGAGGGGGACCUGCCAGUAUCCGCUGCGUAGAUCCAACGAGGUGAACCAGGAGGACCCUGCCACCGCAUCGAGGGACUCGUCGACUCGUGGAAAGGGGUAGGCGUCCCUUUUGGUCACGCCAUUGAGGCGUCUGAAGUCCACGCAGAAGCGCCAGUCGUCCUUUGUCUUCUUGGGGACCAUGACGAUUGGAGCGGCCCAGGGGCUGGUGGAGGGUUCAAUGAGUCCAGCACGCUGCAUGUUCUGUAACGCCUUCUCCGCCGCUGCCUGUCGAGCCAUCGGAAGACGGCGGGGUCUCAUCCUGAUGGGCGGGGCAUCCCUUGUGUCGAUGCUGUGUUGGGCUAGGUGGGUCUGGCCCACGUCAUCCUCUGAUAGGGAAAAACUGUCCUUAAACUCUAAUAACAGCUGCCACAGCAGGCCCUGUUCAACGUGAGACAGUCCAUCACAGUUCCCCUGCCACACCUCCCUCACGACCAAGACCCUCUCUCCGUCUUCUCCCCCCCCACUACCAGUCGGUGCAGCGGGUGUGGGGUGCGGUUGCGCCUCUGUGGUGGUGGGCGGGGUAUGGGGCAGUAUUGGGUGUCUAUCCAGGAUGCAGACGGAAGUCGUGUUGGCCGCUGCCUCGGUUGCCAGGACUGCAACGGUGGGGGCCGGGGAACGUUUCGGCUGGGUGGGUUGUCUAGUCAUUUGCACUACGUGUCCGUCUGGGAAUGUGAGUGUCCCCCUCUUGGUGCUAAUCACACAGUCCAGUUUUUCGAGUACGUCCAGUCCCAAUAUGCAGUCUUCUAGUUCCGCUACCUAUAUUGGGCAGUGAAGUCUCUCCCUCCCCACCUCCACAGUCUCUAAUGUCUCCCCCACCAUAGGUGCCCGGUCCCCAGUGACUGUCUGUAAUCUCACCGUGGUGGGUAAGACUGUGGUCCCGCUCCCCACCGCGUCGGGUCUCACCAGGGUGGCUGAUGAACCCGUGUCAACCAGUGCGGAGCAGCAUAUCACCGCAAAUGUCACCGGGGCGUACCAGCAGUUUCCUGUCCCCGUCCGGCCCAGCAUAACGACUUGCACCUGCUGGCCGCCCUCACCCUCCCCUGUUUGCAAUGUCCCCACCUGAUCGUGUUGUGUUGUCUCCCCGCCUGUGCAGGGUCGGGACGCCGCCCCGGGGAGUCGCACCGUCCCGGUUAUGCGUUCCCCAUCCCGUUUCCCGGUUUCUCAGCCGUGUUGGGGCACUCUCUGGCCAGGUGGCCGGGCUUUCCACAUGCCCGUCCAUGGCCGCUGUUGCCCACUCAGCGAGAAAGGCUCCCCAGAAAGGCACAUUGCAAGCUGGAGGGCCUUAGCUUCAUUGGACCAAUUGUUAGCCCGGGAUAACAGUUCAAAUUGUGCAUGAAAAGCCUCCCAAUCAGCCUUGCCAUCGUACCUGGGGGUCUUCACUGAGAGAGGAGCCACGUUGACGUUAUCGCUCCCCGCGGCCAGCGGCCCCCUGCGCGCCGCACGUCCGUCCAUACUGUGGGCAGCCGGUUUAAACCCGGCCUCAGCAGCCAUUUGAGCGGUCAUUCUCCUCACCCGCUCUCUGCGCUCUGCCUCCUUGGCAGUUUCGUGUCGGCUCCGCUCACUGUGUUCCGCCUGCCAGGCAGCCGUGUAUCGACCCCACGCGCUGUUUUCCUCCUCCCGCUUGAUCUUGUUCACCUCGCCGGGCAGCAUGACUCCGUUUGGGAGGUUUGGAGUGCGUUAGGUUAGCUUAGCGUUAGCGGUGUAGGCGUACUUCCCUCGUAGCUUCGUCUCUUUCUUUCUUAUUAUUUAUUUUUACUUCUGACACCAGUGUAGCAUGUCACAAACCAGACAGAGGGGUUCUCGUUACCGCACUUUAAUCUCCUUAAUCACUAGGCACAUUUCCAAAACAAGAACAGUUCACAACCAGCUCAAAACACACGAGUCUCACUCACGCUUCCUCGUGGCCCCUCCCCUUCCUCCCCCAGACCCCAAAACAAUCCCUCCCUCAUCAACGUCAUCAACAGUCUCUUAAAGUAACAGUAACAGCUACUAACCAGAACUCAGUCCGUUACAGUAUUUUUAUUGUUUGCUUCUCGCGAGUGUUACUUCAAGUAUGUUCAGAUUGAAGUAUUGCUGUUUCUUUACAUUAGUUUUGGUGACGGCAAACUACAGGAAUGUUUGACAUUAAUUGUCAAAGUUAUUGCUAUUUAAAUCUGAGUUAAUAUCUGGUAAUUCGGUAUUUCUUCAGUUUUGAUACAAAUUUUUGUUCAAGCUUCAUAAAUAGUCUAUCUUCAGUUUUUAAGUUGUAUCACAAAAUACAUAUUGCUUCCUUCAUUUCUGUAUGUGUGCCUGUGUGCCAUUUGCCAAUCAGACUUAAUCGUGUUUAAUUGUGUUUACAGUAACUCUACCCCGGAGUUUACAAUUCUUUAAUUUCCAUUUUCCCACUGCAGUAUCGUUAUUGAAAAAUUAAAUCUUUCUUUUUUCUUGACCGUUGACAUUUUUAAAAUGUUUUUAACUGCUGUAAGGAUGUAUGUAUCCACUAUGCCAGUUUCUCAGUGUAUUUCUCAAUGCAUUUUUUCACUGGGGCUGGAGGAGGUGGUUUCAGCUCUCUCUCUCUCGCUCUCUCUCUCUCUCUUUCUCUCUCUCUCUCUCUCUCUCUCUCUCUCUCUCUCUUAUACACAGGCACACAAGCACAAACACAUAUUCACUUUUACAGACAGGCUCACCACCAUCAGGUCUAAGGCUGUAGCAACUACUUGGAUUCAACAGGGAGUACAACAUUUUCGCCAUGUUUGGCUGCUACAUGAAGUCUGCCAUUAUAUUCCUUGUUGUGACACUGCACCUGUGCAUGGUCGCCCCAUCCUCUCCCGUGAAUAAAAUACGUCAGAAAAGAGCCUGGAUCAUAGACUCAUUCAGCAUUGAAGAGGAACAUCCUGGACCUUUCCCAUAUGUGCUUGGAAAUGUCCAUGUGGAUCGUGACUACCGGGUGAGAUUCAAACUCCAUGGAAAUGGUGUUGAUGAAGAUCCUAAGGAAGUCCUCAGUAUAGACCCAGACACUGGAGUCAUUUAUGUCCUGGGGAAACUUGACUAUGAGAAGUACCAAGUCUUGAAGCUGAAAUUUGAAGCCAGAAAUGUGUCUAAUCAGCAACUGGACACAAGGCUAGGAGUGGAGAUUACAAUAAAGGACGUGAAUGACCAAGCACCUACAUUUCGGGAACAACUGUAUGAAAUUUCCAUUGAAGAAUCAAUGCAUCAAGGAACAAAUGUAAUUACUAUGUUGGCCACAGAUGAUGACAGAGCAGGUUCCUUAAAUGCAACAGUUCGAUACAGUAUAAAAUCUGUGACCCCCAGCACACCUGAUUCAGAAUUCUUUAUUGAAAAGAAUGGCAGAAUAACUUUCAAAGGAUGUCUGGACUAUGAGAAAGCCAAUAAAUAUACCAUUGUGGUUGAAGCAAAGGAUCUUGGGGAGAAGGUUCAACUGUCAAGCUCAACCACUGUCAUCGUUAAUGUUCUGGACAAAAACAACCACAUGCCUGUCUUUGCUGGUCGCACAGGGGUAGAUCGAGUGAUGGAGAGGGCAUCUGGGAUGACUCUUUUCAGAAUACAUGUCACAGAUAAAGACACGAAGGGAACUGCCGCAUGGAGAGUGAAAUACACAAUAAAGGGAGACAAGCAUGCAAACUUUCAGAUUGAAACUGACCCAGAAAACAAUGACGGAAUCCUGUCAGUCGUAAAGCCUCUGGACUAUGAGGAGGACUCAGAGAGACAGCUGACCAUCACCGCAGAGAAUGAGGACCCAUACUUCUCCUGCCAGCUCAAGAGGAAGAGUUCUGGCACUCUCUGGAAGGUGACUAAUGUUGAUGGCGAUCCAGGAAGAGGAGGCACGCCGGUUCUUGUGUCUCAGGACGUCACCAUUCUUGUGGAUGAUGUCAACGACCCCCCAGAAUUUAGUUACUCCACCAGGACGGCCUUGGUAGAUGAAGAUGAAGGGAUUGGACACCUCUUGGAGACAUUCACCGCCAAGGACUCAGAUGGAAAAUCUGCCGAUGACAUUGAGUAUGUGGUAGGCGAUGACCCUGCUAACUGGGUGAGAGUGGAUCCCAAAACUGGUGCAGUUACAACAGCUAAUGUACUGGAUAGAGAAUCAGAGCAUGUGGUGAAUGGCACCUACAUCAUUACCUUAUAUGCAAUUGAUAGAGGUGAACCUCAAAUGACUGCUACAGCAACACUCACACUCCACGUGGCAGACAAGAAUGACAACUUGCCCCAGCUGCAGUUGAACACAAUGUCCAUAUGCCUGUCGGAUGAAAACACUAUGACUAACAUCACUGCCUAUGAUGAUGAUGGCGAUCCUUAUGGUGGCCCCUUUCGAUUUGAGCUGCUUGGUGAUGAAGAAAACAGAUGGAGUCUUGAUACCAACUAUGGGUACACGGUGAAUCUGAUAAAAAAGAGCAGCGUUUACGCUGGAUUUCACCAGCUGCAGUUGAAGAUCUAUGACCGGCAAGAACAGUUCUCUGUGCACAACAUCUCCAUCGCCACGUGUGACUGCUCCGUCAGGCCUGACUGCUGGGACCGGGGAGCCUCCUCCAGCUCCCAGAUCAAUGGUGCCGGAAUUGGGAUCAUACUCCUCGCCUUGCUAGCGCUACUGGGGAUCCUGCUUCUGGCCUUUCUCUUAACCUGUGGGAGGGAGAAGUUUGAGCUCCCAAUUUUCUCUGAUACCGGUGAUGGGCUCCUCCCCUCCAAUAUAGAAACACCAGGAACUGACUGCAAGAUGCCAGAGACACCUAAAAUAGUCAAAGUAGCCAAAGUGGACCAGCAGCAAACAGCAGCAGCAGCAGCAGCAGCAACAGCAACAGCAACAGCAACAGCAACAGCAGCAGCAGCAACAGCAACAGCAGCUCAAGGUUUCUACGGUGCACAAAAUGGUACAGUUACUAACUCAUCCAAUCAUCAGGUUACAAAUCAAAUACAAGCUUAUCAAGAAUGGUACCAAAGGGAGGCACAAAGCUACCAUCAACAUCACAGUAAUUCAGCGUACAAGACCAUGACCUUGCAGCAGUCACUGGGACAUAGGACUGACCGAUAUAAGACAUCGAUGCUGAGUGGACACCAUUCGAUGUCCUCCAAGGGUGGUUCUGUUUUCAUGGGGAAAGAAGCUCUCUUCUCAUUGGUCUCUCAGAGACUGUCGUCAAUCCAAGCAGUUGAAGAGGCGCUGUGUGAUUAUGACCCCAAAGUGUACACAUAUGAAGAAAGUUCCAUGGCUAACUCAGAGCUGGAUCGCAUCUCCAUUGAGGACGGCAGUUUUGUACCAGAUGACCUCCUGUACCUGGGUCCCAGAUUUCACAGACUGGCCACAAUAUGCAAUCCCACACCAGAACAGCCUUAGAUAGGAGUUGCAGGUACUGUAUGUGGUCAGCCCUGCUCAUCAAGGGCAGACAUCUGCACAGAGUGAGAGACAACCGCUUCUCCAACACUACAAGAAAUGGCCUUUGUAAUGUUCAACUUUUGGGGAUAAUAGAGUAAUAUCAUUUCCAGACCUUACUAAUCUUUUUGUAAUUUCAUACAAUUAUGCUUAUAGUUCAACUGAUUAACAGUUUUUUCUUUUGUCUUUUAUCGCUGAUAUGUUUGGUAAGUAUUUCAUGCUUGAGGACUGAGUUCUUAUGAAGAUUGUUCAUUUGUAAUUUGAUUUAUUGAAUGUAACUGUAUCAUAGGGGAUGUUUGUCUUUACCGAUGUACUCAUUAUCUCUUAAAUGUGAUAGGUUUUUAUUAUGGCUUUUUCCUAUACCAAGGUUGACAGCUGAUUCAUUAUUACUGGUUUGCUGUGAGACACAAAAUCCAGCCUGGAUGACCAUUCAUUUUUACUUUUUCCUAAACUAUUAUAAACUCAACACAUUCUGAUAUUUGGUGAUCCAGUUUUACAAUAAUUUGUUUUCUCAGUGAAUAUGCCAGUUCUUUGGGGGGGGGGGGCAAACUUUCCCUGAACAAAAAUGAGAGCAUUAUUGCCUGAGAUGUGAUAUAUGGCUUUGGCUUCUUUGGUAGACAGGUGACAACAUGUUAGAUUUUGAUAUUGAUACUGAAAUCAACCUGAAAACCCAGUUUUAUACUUCAAAAGACUUGUUAGGUAGAGUAUGUCAUUGCUUGUAGAUUGCUUUUGAACACAGAGAAUAAUUAAUGCAUACAUAUCUCAAUUUCCAUAUUUAAAACCAUCAGUCAGGGCAGAGUAUCUAUGUUUUAUUUUUCUAACACCAGGACAGCAAAGGGAUGUGUAGUGCACAGUACAUUAUACAUACAAGAUCAAGCUACAGGAAACCAGAAAAAAAAUACAAUUCUUGCUUACUUGUUUACAGAUGUAGUCACAGGGUAAAAUGUCUAAUUGUUCAUGUAAGUCUUAUAGACUGUCGAAUGAGUCUCAUUGACACCAUAUGUGCUCUGUAAGAGUUGAAUUAAUGCUGAACAUUUUACUGUGCUCUACUGAGUGAAUAGGGUGAAAUGAUUAUGAUUGUUUAUGAAACAGUGCUCAGUUUUACAUUUCUGUUCCACACUCUGUCAUACUGUGUUUGAAUUUAUGUUGCCACCCAUUCUUAUCUUAAAACAGCUUGACUCUCAGCUUCUCACAUUGUUCUGUAGCUGGUGCUGGAAGAAACCCUUUUUUUAAAUUGUAUAUGCCCCUGAGCUUUCUAUGUAAACUGGAAAUCUUACUAUCUUACUUAUGAUGUUGGACUUGGCUCCAAUGCAUUUCUCAGGGUUCUAUGCAACCAAUGUAUUAAGUUGUGGGAAAUUUUCUGUGAAACACAAACAAGAUAUAAAUUUUAAUCCGUAAAUCAACACAUUAAAUCUGUACCUGACAUUG